GUUGCGGCUCUUGGGAGGGCAGCGCGCCACAUCCUACCUGCGCGCAGGCCCUGGGCGUCUAGCGCCGGCCAGCGGCCCGUCGCGUCAUGUCAGGCACUGCUUGACUCGAGUUCUUCGGGCCUCCUCCUACCCGCCUACCAGAAGCCGCGCCCACCGCCCAGAGCCAGAGGGAUGGUGGUAGUCACCGGGCGGGAGCCAGACAGCCGUCACUCGGACGGUGCCAUGUCCAGCUCCGAAGCCGAAGACGACUUCCUGGAGCCGGCCACUCCUACGGCCACGCAAGCGGGGCACGGGCUGCCCCUGCUGCCCCAGGAGUUUCCCGAGGUGGUUCCCCUUAACAUUGGAGGGGCGCACUUCACCACCCGCCUGUCUACUCUGCGGCGCUAUGAAGACACCAUGCUGGCGGCCAUGUUCAGCGGGCGCCAUUACAUCCCUACGGACUCCGAGGGCCGGUAUUUCAUCGACCGAGAUGGCACACACUUUGGAGAUGUGCUGAACUUCCUGCGUUCGGGGGACCUGCCGCCCCGGGAGCGUGUGCGAGCUGUGCACAAAGAGGCGCAGUACUAUGCCAUUGGGCCCCUGUUGGAGCAGCUGGAGAACAUGCAGCCACUGAAGGGCGAGAAGGUGCGCCAGGCCUUUCUGGGGCUCAUGCCCUAUUACAAAGACCAUUUGGAGCGGAUCGUGGAGAUUGCCCGGCUGCGCGCAGUACAGCGGAAGGCCCGCUUUGCCAAGCUCAAAGUCUGCGUCUUCAAGGAAGAGAUGCCCAUCACCCCCUAUGAGUGUCCACUCCUCAACUCCCUACGCUUUGAGCGGAGUGAGAGUGACGGACAGCUCUUUGAGCACCACUGCGAAGUGGACGUGUCUUUUGGGCCCUGGGAGGCGGUGGCUGAUGUGUAUGACCUCUUGCACUGUCUGGUUACGGACCUCUCAGCCCAGGGCCUCACCGUGGACCAUCAGUGCAUCGGGGUGUGCGACAAGCACCUUGUCAACCACUACUACUGCAAGCGCCCCAUCUAUGAGUUCAAAAUCACGUGGUGGUGAGUCGUCCUGGUGGGCAAGAGCCCCGUGAAGGAGGGUGCCUCCUCUUGGGUGGCUCUGGGAGUCUGGUCUGCUGACUGUCGCAGAAGCCGCUGAGGUGAGGACAGAGUGCUGAGGCAGAUAGAUGCAAAGGCGCAGGUGUGCCCCCAGGCUCCCCGGCUCGUGUAACUGGGGACUCGGUCUGCCUCACUUGGUCUUUUCCUCAAGGCAUGGCCGUCUUCACUGGCAGCUGGCCACAGCAUCUAGUGAGGACAGCACUGAGAGUCCGGAGAGCUGUGACACUGACUUGGCACCUUGCAGGAGAGCUUCUGCCCAUUUUAGGGCCAUGUUACUGACGGAAGUGUCAUCACUUCCUGUCCCUGUUAGAACAGUCCUGCGCUCAGUGUGUCAGUUGGAAUAAGGAGUGCGUGUCAUAGGGGAUUGACCCAAGUAUCCACCCUGCAGCCCUGGCCAAAGAAGAAAGGGUGUGUUUCCUCCCAGUGCUCUCCUUGCGCCACCACUGACUGCAGCACCUUGUCUUAGGGUAUGGAAAGAGAUGCCCUGUGCUCCCAGAACAUGCCUGUCACCUUCUCUUGGAGAUUGACCAUAGCUGCCAAAGCCACGUACCAGUUGGGCCUUAGAAAAACCACAAUGUUUACAGCCCCACCCCAGGGCUUUGGCUUCUUCCUUCUUUGCAGUUAUCCCUUCCCAGGGCUGGCAUGUUACGUUCCAAAGGUUCUUUCUGAAGAUUCCCCAUGUCAGGCAGACAAGGAGCCCGGAUCCCCUCGACUUGUAGCACAACUCUCAGAGGUCAAGAACAGGCCUUGUGUUAGCAUCCAAUGGGGUGAGCCUCUUUGGAAGGCAUGCCCUCUUUCUUUGAUAGUUUUUGCUGGGGGGAAGAGGGAGUGCCAGGUGGGAGGCACAGCCAUCCCAGGAGCUGAGGCCGAGGAAAGUAAAUUUCUGUGUUCUACUUCCUGUUUCAGAAAGAGAGAGAAAAAGCCCACAAAAAUACUUGCUCUGCAGUCAGGGGUAACUAUGUCAGGGUGCAACACCGAACCCCUAAAGAGAGAGCUGUGUAGCACCCCUCUGAGAGCACCACAUGUCCAGGCCACACAGUGGCUUCUAAACAAUGGCCAUGGGUGCAUCUGACCAUUCUUGGAUCGUUUUCUUUUUAGUUAAGCUUUUUUUUCCUUUUUUUUUUUUUAAUAUAAGGGAUUAAGGGCAGCACCACCAUAGGAUCAGGGCUGGGGUGUCUGCCCACUUCUUCGGACUAGAAGGCCAAGCCUCAGGACCUGAGCUAAAUUCUUCUGUGGGACCUGAGCAAAAUUUCUCCAUUGGGUGGGUUGGGGCAGGUACUUUCCAGGGCUCUUGAGGUUUUGAACUUGUAUUUCACUCUGAGUGUAGCAGAGUCUGAUCCAAGAGGGAGAGAGUGUCAGUUGCCCUGCAGGACAGCUGCUCUCUCUAUUCUCAUUAACAAACAGUGGAAUCUUCUGGGGUGCCUAUGCCCCUGUUUGGCGCUCAGCCCACCACCAUCCUCCUUCUGGCCAUGUUCUAGCAAAGACGUUCCUUAUUUAAAUCGGUUUUAUUUUUGUUUUCUCGAUAGGGUCUCAUGAAGCCUCACAUUAGCUGUAUAGCUAAGGAUGACCUUAUACUCUUGACCUUCCUGCUUCUACCUCUGAAGCGCUGGGGGAUGCGGGCACAUCCCACCUCACCUAGCUCUUGUGUUCAUUUUUUCCAUAGCUAGUGAAGCACACUAUUCAGUGUGAUGUCCAUAUGCGUACAGAGCAGACAAUUAAGCCCGGGCCUUUUAGUAAUUGCACCUGGGGCCCUUUUCUUCUUGUUCUAGAAUAUUGCAGUGCUUGGAAAAUUAUAUAAAACAAAAAACUGAUCUGGCCAAAAGCAAGGCCUCGACUACUUGCCUAAGGUUACAAGGUUACUGUCUUUGUGGCUUGCUGGAGACUCUGUUUUUCUGUCCCCCUUUUUAUUCUCAGGAUGAUAUGUUUUAUGCAGUUGUGUCCACUGGGGCAGGCAGAGGAAGAACGCUAGAUAGCCAGCUCAGAACUCUCUUCCCUCUUCUUUCAAUCGCUUUUUUCAUAGCUGACUCGAUAUGUGUGGUAUUUGGACAGACGAUGUACUGAAUCUUCUUAUGUGUGGCUUUUUUUUUUUUUAAUAACAAAAACCUAUGCAUUUUGAAGCCAGUGAAUUCUAUACUUUCUUGCAGCACAGAAACUUUUCUUUGUAUUACAAAGUAUAUUUAUUAUAAUUUGAAUUCUUCCUUGACUAGUGAAAUAGAAAUGUGUUUAAAGAAAUAUAUAUUGGCAUCUGGGAUGUGGUUCCAUGAGGGAAUAUCUACCUAUUAUGCACAAGGCCCUGGGUUCCCCCCCACACACACACACACAAAGGAUUAUUUCAAAGUGUUCCUUUGCUAUUUGGGCCUCCACACUCACUCACUCACCUUCUCUACUCUCUUGAAGAUUUUCUUACACAGUAAGGAUUCAUCAGCCUGGUUUGGCUCUCUCUAAUGAGAAGCCGAGGCCAGGCUGAAAUGCACGUUGAAUGUGAUGGCUGGGGAUGGCUUCCAAAUAAAAAGGUCAUAUCUGUGGACAUUACCUCAGCCCAUCUGAUCCCUUUCCAGUUGCAAUUGCCCAGGCACAGACCAAGAGACUUGUAAGAAAAAGCUUCUUGAGCCACAGAAAUAAUCGUCUCAAAAUUUGUGUGUUCUGUCAAUCAAAGCCUCUCAUCUGGUUUGAGUCAGACCAGUCAGUCAUUGCUGAAUCAGACUGAGUGCUGACCCUGGGCGUUCCCUCCUGGUUUACUUUGGGCAUCUUCUCUCAGUGCUCACUGGUUGGGAAGAUGAAAGAUUUGAGAGCAGCACAACAAGAAAGCAAAACAAGAAACAUGAAAAGAACCCUGAGUAGCAACAGGGAAGGCAGGGAGAGCCACACUGAAACACAGCGCAUCCCAGGGUUGGGAAUUCAUUGUCACUGAUCUCAGAGGAAACAUUGCCAACCGUGACUUAGCUCUGUUUUCCCCUGGCUGCUGUACUUCCAGGGCUCAUAGCCAAACACCCUGGAACUUCCUAUUCUUUUCUCUUGGGCUUAGGCCCUUUGGGAACUAACUGCCUGAACACCAUGUCCCAGGCUGAUCAAGUUCUGAGUUGCUGCACGGAAGGCUAACAGAACCCUGUAAGACAGAGCAAGCUGGCUUGUGGAGUGAUACUUAUCUGUGACCCUAGACCGAGAUGAGGCCUAAGAUAAACACCACCAGCUGGGUGGUGGUGGUGCACACCUUUGAUCCCAAGACUCAAGAGGCAGAUGCAGGCAUUUCUCUGUGACGGAGUCUACAGCCUGGUCUCCAGAGUGGGUUGCAGGACAGGCAGGUCCAUGCAGGGAAACCCUGUUUGUGGGGAGGGGGGACAAGAUAAACGCCACCAACAAGAUGCUUUUCCUAGGAAGAAUGUCAGCUGUCCUCCUGCAUAUUUUUAACCAUAUCUGAUGAGAAAUAGUUCAGCUCGCUGUGGUGCUUUUUGUGUGGUGCUUGCCUGGAGGGAUGCCCAUCCCAUGAUUCUUAAAGGAUCACUUCCUUGUCUGAAGGUAGGAUGUUGGGAGCUGGGAUGGCUGAGCGAGAAAGGGAGAAAGGUUUUAUGUUGUCCUUAAUUUGGGGGGAAGGUGCAUAUGUGUCGUAUUGUGGCAACAGAGUGGGUGUGGGAGGCCAACUGAGCCCGUUGUCUGCAUCUGCGUAACUUUGGCUUAAUGUAACAUUUCCUGUGUUCAACAUCAAGCCUAUUUGUGAGUAAUCUUGUGCAGAGGGCCUCAUUUCAUCAGACAUUAAAAUCAAGAACUAGAA
Messenger RNA from Psammomys obesus (fat sand rat), 4863 nucleotides. RefSeq names its product potassium channel tetramerization domain containing 7 (gene Kctd7). The coding region runs from base 172 to 1041 and encodes 289 amino acids. The transcript is spliced from 4 exons. Gene Ontology annotation, molecular function: protein binding. Lineage: Eukaryota; Metazoa; Chordata; Mammalia; Rodentia; Muridae. Gene Ontology annotation, biological process: protein homooligomerization. The record is from RefSeq and is a predicted model, not a curated record.